GGCGGGCGCGGGCCGCGAUGUCGCCGCCAGGCCCGGGGCGCCCCGGCGGGGCCGGGCCCGUGCUGCGCUCUGUCAACACGCGGGAGCUCUCCGAGGUCGUGUUCAACAACCACAGCCCCCGCUGCGUGCUGCCCGUCUGGCUGGACUUCGAGGGCCGGCCGCGCUGCUACCCGGUCCUGCAGCCGCGCAGCGGGCGCGUCAUGCGCAGCUACCGGGGGCACCUCUGGCUGUUCCGGGAUGCAGGGACCAAUGACGGGCUGCUCGUCAACCAGCAGGAGCUGUUCGUGGCAGCCCCCAAUGUGACCAAAGCUGACAUCACACUGCCAGUGUUCACCCUGAAGGAGAGGUGUCUGCAGGUUGUGCGCAGUCUGGUCAGCCCAGUGGACUACAGGAAACUGGACAUCGUCCAGUCCUUGUACGAAGAGCUGGAGGAUCAUCCUGACAUCUGGAAGGAUCUUCGGCGGCUUUCUCUGGAGAGGAAUGAAGCACUGAGGAACUAAACUGUGGAAUAACAGGAUUACUCACUUCAGACUCCUCGCUACAAACCACUGAGUCUGAGCGAGAGUGGCCAGGAGACACACUGAGAACUGAUGCCUCCCUUUAACGUUUUGAAACAUAAACUCAGUAACUUUGGUGACAGAACAGCACUGGGAGGCAUGCUGGGUUCUGAUGGUUCAGUUCAUUUCUUCAUUGCAGGUUUUGCAAACUGUAGGGUGAGAUCAGGGCAGCUAAAUGGAAAAUAUUCAUACAAAGUAACUUUCAUUGUGUUAGAAAGCAAAUUACACCAAGGAUUAAUUUAGCCCAGACUAAUGGUUGUAAGUGUCAUCGCUUUUGUUUGAGUCAUUUGUUUUGAGGGAAUUUCCCUUUCACACGCCUCAAUGUGCCUGCGGGUCACAGAGCAUGAGGGUUUCCAGCAGUGCCUGAGGGUCUGACAAACAUUACAUUGGUGGAAAGAUGAUGUGUAAAUGCUUGCAGGUUAUUCUGCCUCUUACCUUUCCACGUACAAAGCCAUGUCCUAUCUGCUCUAGGUCUGACAUGUUUCCACUGUCACCGUACCUCAAAUGCCUUAUUUGCCUUUGUCAUAGGAUUCUUGCCUGGCUGAUCUCAGCCACACAGACCAGACCCUCGUUUUGGAACACCCUUGUCCCCCACAGCUGCCUCCACAGCAGCCUGUACAGGGUCCACAGGAGGUAGAUGCUUUAAGUUCUGUCUUUUCCCCUCGCAGUGCUGUAGUCCAAGUUGUAGUAGGAGGCCUUUUUGGGGAGCGUGGGCCUCUCGAGCUGCCUGUGUCUUCUCAGGACCAGUGGGAGCUGUACUGGCUCACACAGCCAGCUCACAGACAGGGCCAUGCCUACUGGCAGGCUGGAGACAGAGAGAUAAUAUUUCUUUGCCUGUAUUCUGUUCCCCACAUCUCAGUGGAAUGUGCUCUGGUGUGAACACAGGGAGUUCAAAGCAGCAUAGUUUAAUCUUACAUGAAUUGUGCAUUGAGCAAGAUGUGGUGCAGCUCAGUUUAGAAGCAGAUUGGUUGGAGAGUGAUUACAGCAGGUUAUUUCUGUGAAUAUGUUUCCCUCCAGUUGUACAUUCUGAGAGUAGCUGUGAAACUGAGUCUCAAUGUAUUUUGUAAGUAUGGAAUGUCUCCUUAUUUGUAAACUUGUUUCUCUUACAUAUUUGAAGAAAUUGAUCUUUGCCAUAAAAAUGGAAAUGCAUGCUUGCUUUCUGACUGUAAUUCUGUCAGGUAAGGCCCCAGUGCCUCUGUGUAUUCCUGUGAUACUCUGACAGCUGUGCUUGAGCAGCAGACACUUUGGACUGCACAGCCUGCCCAGCCCGUUGCUGCCGGGCUGUGCUGUGGCUCUCAUGAACGAUCAGCACAGCCUCCUCCUGUGCAGGAACGGGGCUGCUGAGUUCUGCUCUACCACCUCUCACAGAUCUCAGAGGGGAAAGUCAGCCCACGCAGGCCUCUGGAGCAGACUUGGGUCAGUGCCCCAGGGAGCCUGAGGGCUGGAGAGUGCUGCUCUCUGCUGCUGACCAUACCUGAGAGGAGGUUCCCUCCUGCUGCCUAUGGGGCACUGCAGUUAGCGUGCCAGCCCCGGCAGAAAGCUGACCUGCUUGGCUGCAGCCUUUCCUGUAACCUAGCUGGUAUUAGGUGUUGGGUUUAACAGUCUGUACAUGGCACACACGUUCUGGGUAUUUCUGAGUUGGAUGGGGUCUGUGAUUCCUUGUGUUUCUUAUCAGAGUGUAUUUUUCUGUUCUGGAGUGCUCCUUUGGAUCAGAAUAAAAGAUUGGAGAAACCCCA
Vidua macroura (Pin-tailed whydah) is the source of this 2293-nucleotide messenger RNA. RefSeq names its product von Hippel-Lindau tumor suppressor (gene VHL). The record is from RefSeq and is a predicted model, not a curated record. NCBI's taxonomy places the organism in Eukaryota, Metazoa, Chordata, Aves, Passeriformes, Viduidae. The transcript is spliced from 3 exons. The coding region runs from base 18 to 500 and encodes 160 amino acids.